AUGGAGCAUACAAUUAUUGUCAGUGAUCUUGAAAAGCCAAUCUUCAGUGCCGAAGUGAAUGGUUCCAGGGGUGAUGGAUACCAAAGCCCAACACUGGUAGUCCCCCACUCCGACCCGGAGAAAUCGCUUCUUCAACACUACAAUCCACCAGUCCAUGAAUUGACAUCGAGGCAAGAGCAAAAUGCAUCCAAUGUUGGCCGAAGGCUUGCGAAUCCAGCCCCAUUGGGCUUAUGUGCUUUCGCACUGACAUCGUUCAUCGCAAACUCUACAAAUGUUUAUGUGACAGACAUUUCAUCGACUGGAAUCACCACGGCUUUGCCGCUGGUUUACGGCGGUAUCGUUCAGCUCGUUUCAGGCAUGUGGGAGAUGGCAAUCGGCAAUACAUUUGGAGCUACAUCCUUUUCCUCCUAUGGUGCCUACUGGAUUACAAUCGGUGUGAUGGCAAUGGUCAAAGAUACUACGGAAAGUGGUGAUACUUGCCAAGCUGAAAAACUUAUGGGGGUGUUCAUGAUGGCAUGGUUUAUCUUCACUACCCUGAUGCUUCUAGGCACCCUCAAGUCAAGUCUUGCUAUGUUCCUCUUGUUCUUUUUUCUGGACAUGAACUAUCUGCUUCUCGGCAUUGCUCAUCUGAAAUGUCGUCAGUCUGAAGGCGUUAUUCUAGCAUCGGUUCAAAAAGUGGGCGGAAUAUUCGGAUUGCUAGCUGCACUUGCUGCCUGGUGGAACGCAUUUGCGGGAGUUCUUGAUAGCAACAAUUCCUUUUUCACGGUGCCUUUGGGGCAUUUUCCAUGGUCCCCUGCGGCUCGAGUUCAUCGAGGUAAGGUCAAAAACGUUUGA
Molecule: messenger RNA, 834 nt
Organism: Penicillium pulvis
Lineage: Eukaryota; Fungi; Ascomycota; Eurotiomycetes; Eurotiales; Aspergillaceae
Product: acetate uptake transporter family protein
Exons: 3
Coding region: 1-834 (277 amino acids)
Cellular component (GO): plasma membrane
Molecular function (GO): acetate transmembrane transporter activity
Source: RefSeq, a predicted model, not a curated record